UGUAUCUACAUGAUUAAGUAAAUUACAUGCGAAAAGAUAUAAUGCUUCAUUUGGAUUACAAAAUGUAGAACUUAAUUUUCUCAGAUACCUUAGUGUCUAAAUGAGUGGGGAGACGAUAAUGAUACACUUAAAGUCGCUACAGGUAAAACCACGCCAGUCAUCGCGUAGUCUUAGAGAACGUCAGACGUAUCUCUUUGUAACUCUCGAUAAAGUUCAUAAAGUAAUAAAGUAUAAUAACAUUUGAAGUUUUCUUAUAUGUGACACAUAUAAUAUUUGAUAUCAUGUAUGCUUUAUAUCAUGUUUUAUAAAUUAUUUAAAAAAUUGAGAUCAAAAGAAUUUAUAACAUCUCAAUUCAUUUUAAUAAAACAAGAUUGUUGUGUUUUUUAAAUUAUAUUCCUUUAAUUAAUUGAGUCAAUUAAAAAGCUGGAAAAAUUUGUAUUUAUAAUAAAUUACAUAAAUUGUUGAAUUUCUCAAAGAAGAAGAUGUUUUAGUUGCAAACUUGAUUAGCGUGCAGCAAACAAAACGUCAAAAGUUUAACAAAGUUAAAUUGUUCAGCCGCUGAUCGAAUAUUCAUCACCAUUUCGCAAAAUGGUGCAGCAAGAGGCGGUGGUCGUGAGAAACGCCAUAAAGCGUUAUGGGAAAAAACAAUUGGUGCUCAACGGUCUGAAUAUGACUGUUGCAAAGGGUUCUAUAUAUGGACUAUUAGGGGCCAGUGGAUGCGGCAAGACCACCCUGUUGUCCUGCGUCGUCGGGGUUCAGCACCUCAGCAGCGGAAAGAUAUGGGUCUUAGGAGGAACUCCGGGCAGCAAGGGCUCCGGUAUUCCUGGGCCUCGAGUCGGUUACAUGCCGCAGAAUAUCUCCUUGGUCGGAGAGUUCUCUGUGAACGAUGCCUUCUAUUACUUCGGCAGGAUUAAUGGAGUUGACGAUGACGAAAUCGAGAAGAGACAGACGUUCUUCUCAGAGUUGCUCCAACUACCCCCGGCAAAUCGUCUGAUAAAGAACAUGAGUGGAGGUCAACAAAGAAGAGUCUCCUUUGCUGCCGCGUUGAUACACAAGCCUGAACUCCUAAUUCUAGACGAACCCACUGUGGGCUUGGAUCCAGUUUUAAGGGACAACAUUUGGACUUAUAUGCUGAAGAUCACACAGGAGGAAAAUAUCACUGUGCUGAUCACGACGCAUUAUAUCGAAGAGACUAAAGAUGCUAAUAAAAUUGGUUUGAUGAGAGGUGGUAAAUUGUUGGCGGAAUCGCAUCCGCGUGAAUUGCUGGAGCAAUUUCAAUGUUCACUUUUAGAGGAGGCUUUUUUAAAAAUGUGCCAGACACAAGAUAAUGCCAGUGCCUUAAAUAAAAGGCACCAGGAAUCUAGGAGAAAUACUAAUGAAAGUAGCGAUGUUUUGCAUCAAGACUACAAUCAAUAUCAGCAAACAAAAGAAAUCUCGGAGUACAAAGCGAUUCCGGAACGUCGAGUUUCGCGAUUGAAAAGGUUAAAAGCUCUAUUAGCAAAAAACGGCAUCCAAUUUUUGCGUUAUUACACAGGAUUAUUUUUCGCAGUGAUCUUCCCGAUACAAAUGGCGUGCAUGUUCCUUAGUGCAGUUGGCGGUGAUCCGAAAGACAUUAAGAUUGGGGUUAUCAAUGAUGAAGCUGGCAAUUGCGAUUUUGGCAGCAAUUUAGGCAAUGUUUGGAAUGACAAAAUCGUCUGCCAUUUUGGUAACCUCAGCUGUAAAUUUCUACACAGUUUUGACGAUUUCAUGAUGCAGGAACAUUAUGAUAAUUUCUCCGAGGCAAAUCUAGAUGUACAGAAUGGAAAACUGAGGGGUAUAAUAUAUUUUAGUCAAAACUUCUCCGAAGGUUUACAAAUACGAGGAGAAGAGGCUGUUUUCACAAAAGAUUCCGAUCUUUAUGCCAGUCAAAUUCAAGUUUUCCUCGAUAUGUCUGAUAGAAUAAUUGGACUUUUCAUGCAACAAAAACUAAUGGAUCAUUUUUUUGACACUUAUGAGGAUAUUAUGAGAGACUGCAAAUAUCCAAUAAAAUUGGCUAAUCCACCCAUUCGAUUUGAAGAUCCUAUUUAUGGUACAAUGGAUCAGAAUUAUAGAGAUUUCAUGAUACCAGGAUAUAUGUUAUCACUCGCUCUGUUAUUGGCCAUGUCAGUCUCUACCACCUUGUUAAUUACAGAUCGGUUGGAAGGUGUCUGGGAUAGAAGUCUAGUCCAAGGAGUUAAGACAGAAGAAAUUCUGCUGUCUCAUAUUCUUAUUCAGGGCAUCAUCAUAGUUAUUCAUGCUAUCGUAAUAACGCUCAUUACCUUUGCUAUAUGGGGUGUGGAGAGUAAAGGAUCGAUAAUCAUCAUAAGCUUCUUUAUAUUUCUCAACGGCUUUUGCGGAUUGAUGUUCGGUUUCAUCAUCUCUGUUGUAUGUAAAAAUCACAGUGCGGCGCAUUACGCUUCAACAGGAAGCUUCUUCCCACUAAUAGUGCUUAAUGGAAGUAUAUGGCCCUUAGAGGGAAUGCCAAAACUACUUCGCUGGUUUAGCUACGCAUUGCCAACUACCACGCCCUCCAUAUCUGUAAGAGCACUUAUCUAUAAAGGUUAUUCUAUAUUUGAUUGGCAAAUUUACAGUGGCCUUUUAGUAAGUUUAGGAUGGAUAUUAUUUUAUUUUAUCGUAACUGUAAUUCGUUUAAGACAGAAAUCCUCGUAA
Molecule: messenger RNA, 2688 nt
Organism: Monomorium pharaonis (pharaoh ant)
Lineage: Eukaryota; Metazoa; Arthropoda; Insecta; Hymenoptera; Formicidae
Product: ABC transporter G family member 20
Exons: 16
Coding region: 589-2688 (699 amino acids)
Cellular component (GO): membrane
Molecular function (GO): ATP binding; ATP hydrolysis activity; ABC-type transporter activity
Source: RefSeq, a predicted model, not a curated record